GGCUGUUUAAUGUCUUGUCCUGCACAAACAGCUCCCAUUCUCUCCCUCCCCUCUUGGCAGUGGUUCUUCCCGGCAGCACUCAGCAUCUCUCCAGCAGCGGACUCAAGGACUUGUGCGACCACCUCGACGCGCAACAGAAGGCUCUCUCACACAAUACGGGACCAUAUAGCGCACAGGGCAACUUUCACUCACAUUAUUACGCAUGGCUCUGGCUUUGCGCAGAAGCGCAACCGCUGUGACACCGUCUUGGAAGAAACUGGUGGGAUUGUAAGAAGAUAAAAGAAGCUGAAAAAAGACGAUUUAAGGAUUUUUUUUCAGAGAUUAGUAAUGGUGUCCAAAUGUAUGGCAGGAUAUCCUCGUCUUGCCGUGUAAUUAUACAGCUGUACGUGUACGUCCGACGCCUUAUCUGAAAUUCGUAUUUGACAUAAAAAUGGAUCUGUGGGGAGUUUAUCUGUUUCAUCUCAUAACUUUGGCUCUGUUGGAGGUUAUACUGGCCGGCAGAGACUGCUUGGUGGCUGGAGACUCCUGUUCGAGUGAUGAGAAUUGCAGUCCACGUCUCCGGACUUUGCGUCAGUGUGUGGCGGGAAAUGGCAGCGUGAAGCUGGGCCCCGGUGCCAGGAGCCAGUGUGCCAAUGCAGUGUCUGCCCUGCUGUCCAGCCCUUUACAUGGCUGCCAGUGUAAACGUGGCAUGAAGAAGGAGAAGAACUGCCUGAGCAUCUACUGGAGCCUUCAUCAGUCUAUCAUACAUGGACUCAACCUGGUGGAGAGUUAUCCCUAUGAGACAGUGCAGAGGGAUUAUGACUAUGUCCGCUUGGCCUCUAUUACAGCUGACUCUGACGUUGGCAUGGCAACUGUGAAUCGCUGCCUGGAUGCAGCCAAGGCUUGCAAUGUGGACGACUUGUGCCAGAAGCUCCGCACAGAAUAUGUCUCGGCUUGUAUCAAACCCACUGCCAAGUCAGGCCUGUGCAACCGGCCUAAAUGCAAAAAGGCUCUGCGCAGGUUUUUUGACCGCGUCCCCGCCGACUACACACAUGAACUGCUCUUCUGUCCCUGUACGGACACAGCAUGCGCAGAGCGUCGAAGGCAGACCAUUGUACCCAGUUGCUCGUAUGAAAGCGUGGAAAAACCCAGCUGCAUUACACAGAUGAGGAUCUGCAAAGCUGACUAUGUGUGCAGGUCUCGACUGGCACAGUUUCAGUACGAUUGUGAACCCUCUGAAACGUCUGCCAAUAGCUGCAAGCAAGGGAACUAUGGAGCCUGUCUCCUUGCCUACACAGGGCUCAUAGGAAGUACAAUAACUCCAAACUAUGUCGACAACUCCACGUCCAGUGUGGCUCCAUGGUGCUCCUGCUCGGCCAGUGGGAGCUGGAGAGAAGAGUGUGAUAACUUCCUGGGAUACUUCACUGACAACAUCUGUCUCCAGAACGCUCUAAUGAUGUUUGGAAGUGAGUCAGACCAGCAGCCGACUCUCAGCCAGACCAGCACACCGAGCCCCGUCUACAGCAGCACAGAAAACAGGAGCACUACUGCUGCUCAAGAAACCAUAGAAACUAUGAGGAACAUUCUGGAUACAAUAAUACCAACACAGGCUCUAGGAAAUGAACUACUAGUGGGCCAGUCCACCCUGCCAUCCAACAGCCUCCCAAUCUCUGCUUCACCUCCCAGCCUAAUGCUCCAAGCUGCCUUCGGCCUUCUGUUGUUGCUUCUUCAUCUGCUCAACAAUGGACACUAAAGACUGCAGGGGUGUGUGCUGAGGACCCUCCGAGUACCAAACAGAUGGGAGGACCAGUGCAGUUCAGAGGAAAAUGGACCGUGUGGCGUAUACCUCUCUCUAAAUAUGUACAGCGAUUCUGAUUUUUUUCUAUUUUUGUGUUUACGUGGUCCAGUUCCACCUGCAAGUGUUCUUUCUCGGACUGUGGGAGACUUCUGCAGACCGAAGCCAGUCUGUACAUUUGUAGAUUGUUGUUGCGAUCAAAUCAAGCCAAAAUGAAGUCAGAAUACCGCUCUUGUGGACUAACCCUGCCCUCAGCUAUCCAACUGUAUCAAUUUUCAAGAGUUAUUAUGAAAAUAUAAUGCCAAUAUGUAUAAUACAAAGACAUGAAGUAUGUCAGUACCUGUGAAGAUUUGUAUUAUCAACAGAAGCUCUUAUUUUACAUAUUGUAAGACCCUGAACACUUUAUGUCUGAUCUGUACUCAGUGCACAGAGUGAUUGCAAAGCUGCUGGGGUGAAAACCACUCUCCUCCAGUGACUGAAAGAGGACCAUUAUUUCUGACCAAUGCUGGAAUAGUGGCGCGACAGACAGACAAUAGAGCUAUAUUUUGCUCAGACACUCUGGACAAAUGCCCUGAUUCUUAGGUAUCCAGCAGGACAAUCUAGAAGAGACGGGGCAAGCCAGAAUACAUAAGAUAAACAUAAUAAUAGCUCUGUACAUCAUGUGUCAAACUCUCUUUCUCACUUUAUUUGCUCUUUCUAAAGCUACAGAAGCUGUUCAUUAAAAACAGUAGUCAUUGGUCUUCAUCAGCAAGACAAAUUCUUGGAAAUAAGAAGAAAAGCAGUAACUCUUUUUACCUGUAGCUGCUGUAGUAUGUGUUUGUGAGUAAUAUUCUUUUAUUUCUCAUUGUGUAUGUGACCGUUGCUUUACAGGACUCUGAGUUGUGCCAGAGAUAGAAGUGAAAGCCGCCAAUGCUAGUACGGAGUCUGUUUAAGAUUAGACAGUUAUGAAUGACUCAGAACGGUGAAUUCUGAAUAGGACCAGAGGUUCUGCAAAUAAAAGUUCUCAGCUCAUUUUGUUUACAUUAUCAUCAUUUCACAGUUCUUUAAAAAAA
Messenger RNA from Larimichthys crocea (large yellow croaker), 2826 nucleotides. It is a transcript of the gene gfra4b, whose product is annotated as GDNF family receptor alpha 4b. The coding region runs from base 431 to 1732 and encodes 433 amino acids. NCBI's taxonomy places the organism in Eukaryota, Metazoa, Chordata, Actinopteri, Sciaenidae. Gene Ontology annotation, biological process: nervous system development. The record is from RefSeq and is a predicted model, not a curated record. The transcript is spliced from 8 exons. Gene Ontology annotation, molecular function: signaling receptor activity. Gene Ontology annotation, cellular component: external side of plasma membrane; signaling receptor complex.